AUCCAUCUCCGUCAUCAACACAACCACCAACAACCCCAUCACUACGAAUCCCAUCAUCAACCAAAUUACAGUUGUUUUCUCUUCUCCCCUUGCCCCCAUCGAUUAACAUCAACUCUACACCGCUAUGGGAAAGGAGAGCGAAAAGUCAGCCAAACUUGACAAAGGCAAAGGGAAGGCCGCAGAUACCCCCGAAAAGAAGGAUGGUGAUGCCUCUAAGGAAACACAGGAGAAGAAUGGGAACGGAGCAAAGAAAGGAAAGAAGGAUGAGCCUCAAGAAGGUGUGGCUUUUUCCGAUAAUGACGCCUCUCAAGCCGAUGAAACUGAUGGAGGAUAUAGAAGAGCUCUCGGAGGAAGACCAACAGCUGAAGUCAGAGCUUGAAAUGCUGGUUGAACGGCUAAAGGUUUGUCUGAUAUCGCCCCCAGCCACCGGUGACUUAACCGGUGACUGUUUGAUUUUCUAGGAACCCAAUGCCGAACUCUACAAACCCGCGUUGGAAGCUAUUAAAACCUUUAUCCGAACAUCGACUUCCUCGAUGACUGCUGUCCCGAAGCCUUUGAAAUUUCUGCGCCCGCAUUACAAGUCUCUUAUAGAACUCUAUGAGCAAUGGCCGGAAGGCGAAAAUAAGGUUUGGUCGCAACCCCCAGUAUGACGGCGAUGGCUAUAGGUUAAUUGCUAGCAGGUUGCUAUGGCCGAUGUUCUCUCCGUUCUCGGGAUGACUUACGCAGAUGAGAACCGACUAGAUUCGCUCAGAUAUAGACUGCUAGCCCCUAUGGAGGACCCUGGCUCGUGGGGUCACGAAUACGUCCGGCAUCUGGCGCUGGAGAUCGGUGCAGAAUUUACUUCGCGCCAAGAAAAGGAAGAAGACACACAAGACUUGACUAACUUGACAAUGUCUCUCAUACCAUUCUUUCUCAAGCAUAAUGCAGAAGCAGAUGCUGUUGAUUUACUGCUAGAACUGGAGAUCAUCGACAAGCUUCCGCCUUUCUUGGAUGAGAACACCUAUCAGAGAGUAGGACUAUACAUGAUCAGGUGGGUUUUAGAAACUGGGCUCAAAAAAAGCUCUGACUUGGGUUCUUGCUAACAUUGUGCAUAGUAUGGUGCCCCUUCUCUCUCCCCCCGAUGACAAGACAACUCUGGAGACAGCGCAUUCCAUAUAUCGCAAAUACAAUAAGCUAGCCCAAGCGAUUACUCUUGCUAUUCGUCUUAACGAUGUACACUUGAUAGGGGAGGAUCUUGAUGCCGCGGAGGAUCCCGUGCUCAAGAAACAGCUUGCCUUCCUUGUUGCGCGACAACAAAUCUCACUGGAUACCCCAGAUCCGGACAUAAAUGAGGCACUCAACAAUACACGGUUAUCGGAGCACUUUGCGGCUCUCGGGAAGGAGCUCAACAUCCUCGAUCCCAAGACUCCUGAAGACAUUUACAAAUCGCAUCUGGAGAAUUCCCGUGGCUCCGGAGGAAGUGUGGACUCCGCUAAGCAGAACCUUGCGAACAGCUUUGUAAACAGCUUUGUAAAUGCUGGAUUUGGAACAGAUAAGUUGAUGCUGGUUGAGGACGAGAGCAACAACUGGGUUUACAAAAAUAAAGAUUUGGGGAUGCUUAGUGUAACUGCCAGUAUCGGUAUGUUGUACCAGUGGAAUGUCGAUGGAUUGGAUGUUAUCGACAAGUACACGUAUCAAGAGGAGGAAAACAUCAAGGCCGGGGCUGCUCUUGCCAUUGGAAUUCUCAAUUGUGGAGUUCGAACCGAGAUGGACCAUGCCAUGGCCCUUCUCCUUAACGAUGAGUACCUUGAAAGCAAGAGCGUCCCAAUCAGAGUGGCUGCGAUUAUGGGCCUUGGACUUGCCUACGCUGGAUCCCAGCGAGCCGAAUUUCUGGAACGGCUCCUACCAAUUAUUGGCGAUUCCUCAAUCACGUUACAGGUCUCUGGCAUGGCCGCCCUGUCCCUCGGACUGAUAUUUGUUGGGUCAAGUAACGGUGAUAUUUCCAGCACAAUUAUACAGACGUUGAUGGAGCGGGCAGAAGGGGACGAUCCUUCACUGAAGGAUAAAUGGGGUCGGUUCCUUGCCCUUGGACUGGCACUUCUAUUCGUGGGACGGCAAGAUGAUGCGGAUGUCACCCUAGAAACCCUGAAGGCUAUCGAGCACCCCAUUGCCAAACACGGUGGGGUUCUGGUGGAUGCUUGUGCUUACGCUGGAACCGGUAACGUGUUGAAAUACCAAAGCAUGUUACACCUUUGCAACGAACAUAUUGACACCUCUGAGGACGAAAAGAAGGGCGAGGACCUGUUCCAAUCUUAUGCUGUAUUAGGAUUGGCACUCAUAGCCAUGGGAGAAGACAUCGGUGCCGAAAUGGCCUUAAGACAAUUCGGUCAUCUAAUGCACUACGGAGAUGGAAUUAUCCGCAAGACUGUUCCCCUAGCAAUGGGUCUUCUUAGUGCAUCCAACCCCCAGAUCAAGGUCUACGACACCCUCUCCCGCUACUCACACGACAAUGAUAUCGAUGUUGCGAUAAACGCAAUUUUUGCCAUGGGGUUGGUUGGUGCGGGAACAAACAACGCACGUUUAGCGCAACUUCUGCGACAGUUGGCAAGCUACUACCACCGGGACCCCAACUCGCUCUUCAUGGUCAGGAUAGCGCAAGGUCUAUUGCACAUGGGCAAGGGAACCCUAAGCUUAAAUCCAUUCCACAACGACCGGAGUGUGCUGAGCAGAGUCGCAACUGCUGGUUUAUUAACAGUGCUGGUGAGCUUGAUUGAUGCUAAGAGCUGUACUUACUCCUGCCUUCUUUGAUCAUUACUCCUGGGAUCAGUAUUAACUUAGUACCUUCUAGUCAUCCUUGAGUCUUCACAUUACCUGCUAUACUUCCUCGUCGCAGCGAUGCACCCCCGUUUCCUGAUUACACUAGACGAGAAUCUCCAGCCACUUCCCGUAAACGUACGAGUCGGUCAAGCAGUGGAUGUCGUCGGUCAAGCGGGUCGGCCGAAAACUAUCACCGGCUGGCAAACACAGAACACACCAGUACUGUUAGCAUACGGUGAGAGGGCGGAACUAGAGGACGACGAAUAUAUCUCUCUGAGCAACAAUCUUGAGGGAUUAGUCAUUCUCAAAAAGGUCAGCAACAAUCAUUGACUUAUCGGCUAGAUAUUAAAACCACUGCUAACCCACACUCCACAACAAAUAGAAUCCCGAAUGGCAAGGAAGGGACUAGAGGGCCGGAUAAGAUCCCGAUAGUAUAAAGCUUGGUCCGAAGAGAGCUCUAUUGCGGAGUAAUUCUUGUUGAUGGAUAGCCAGUUUUUGUCUAGAGAGUGAAAUUCGUAGUUUUUACCUUUUGUUUCUUUUAUAUUCACUUUUGCUGCUUGGCCUCCGGUGUAAAUUACCAAUGCAUGACCAGUCAUUCCCUUUU
Molecule: messenger RNA, 3400 nt
Organism: Tuber aestivum (summer truffle)
Lineage: Eukaryota; Fungi; Ascomycota; Pezizomycetes; Pezizales; Tuberaceae
Source: the annotation of a GenBank genome assembly